GACGGGUUGUGUUGAAUUUGAAAUCAGGCUUUAACGAGAAAAUAGACGCGAUGAAAAAGAAAAACAGCAAGAAGCAGGUCAAAGUAACAUCCACUCUCGACGAGCAAACUUCCAGUUAUUUCAAAAGGGUAGAAGAUAUGAUAAAUGAAGACGAUUUUGAUGAUGAUGAGAGUCGAAAGCUAUUUAUGGAAAACGUGUUUACACAAGUUGAAAACAACGAGGUUAAACUUUCCUGUGAUAUGAUAGUCAGCAGAACUAUGGAGAAGCUAAUCGUUUAUUUGAACGAUAUCCAAAUUCGCCGCGUAAUACAAAACAUUGAGGAUCAUUUCUGCCAAAUCGCCAUGGACAAAUUCGGUAGCCAUGUGCUCCAAUCGCUCAUUUGUGCUAUUCCAAAAGCAAUAAGGUCGGAGCGCAGUAAAAACAGAGAAGUUGAAAAUAAUAUCGACGAUUUGAAAAGUGCGGAGGAACUUUUCCUGAGUCUCUGUGAUUGUUUUCGAGAGAAUAUAGGUGAACUUGUCAGCCAUACUUACGGAAGCCAUGUUCUCAGAACUGCCUUUGAGGUGCUGGGUGGUGUGAAAGUUGCGGAUAAUGUGGUACGUAGUCGAGCCUCACGGCGAAGUAGAGAAAAAAGUUAUCAAUCGGAGGAGAAAAGACAGUCAAUCAAGCAGAGUCAAGUGGGAAAUGCCUUUGGAACAGAGGCCAUCACACAUAUGGAGACAGUUGCAGUUCCAGAUAGCUUUCUACCUGUUCUCAAACAACUCACCAACAUAAUAAUUAAAAUGGAACUCCAAAAAUUGGCUCUUCACCCAGUAAGUAAUCCCCUCUUGCAGACAUUACUACUGGUUCUACACAGGAAAGAUCAGUCAUUGUGUAUGAAGUUAUGCAAGGCGGUUAUGUCUCAAAUUGACAUGUACAACAGUAAGAAAGGAAGGAUCAAAGGACCCAGAGAACCUAAGGAAAGUGACAGUGAGCAGGCCCAAAAAGAGCAAGAAAGAAGUUACAGGGUACCUGUUCUGCUUUCAAAUGAGAUCAGCAGUCACUUGGUUGAAAAGAUUUUACAUGUUGUAACACCUGAACUUUUGCAAGAAAUUUAUGAUUCUUACUUCAAUACUCACUUGGUUCAGUUGUCCUGCCAUCCUAUUGCUAAUUUUAUUGUACAACAUCUGAUGGCAAGCACAACAGAUAAAGCUCAGGCAAAGCAAAUGUUAGCAGAGCUGCUACCAUAUCUGGAAGAUCUUCUUGCUAAUGAGCAUAUGGGCAUUGUAGUAAGAAUGGCUGAAGUUGCUGUGCGGUUUGUGAUCAAGCAAAAAACAAUGUUGAAAGCACUGCUGCAAGCAUUUCACUGUGAAGAAAAAGAGGAACAAUCCAGUGCUGUUCUUUUGUUCUUGUCAUUAACAACUUAUGACAUUUUCUAUGGAACAAAGUUAAAUGAAAAAGGAGAAAGUGAAGAAGGUGUCAAUACUAUUUCGGAAGAAUCUCCACCUGAAGCUAAGCUUAAAUCCAUUAACUUUCAUGGAGCAUUGUUACUGAAGACAUUAUUUGAUUUUCAAGACCCAAAUAAGCUAGUAACAAGUCUGCUUUGUCUUUCCUUGGGGGAAUUAAUGACUCUUGCCACUGACUCAAUGGGUUCUUAUGCAUUGGAAGCUUUCUUGAAGAGCAGAUUUGUGCCAUCAGAGAAGAAACAUGUUCUAAUUGAGAAGUUUAAGGGGACCUUUGUGAGACUUGCAUGUGAAAAACAAGGUAGUCAUGUUGUUGAAACUUGUUGGAGACAAGCAGAGGUGAAAUAUAAGGAAGCCAUUACCCAAGAGCUGCUCAUUAGUGAACAACAGCUCAAUGGUAAUUUCUAUGGCAGAAUUGUGCUCAGAAAUUGUGGCGCCCAGCACUUUAAAAGGAAAGACAAAACCUGGCACGAGAAGGAGCAAAAGGCAGUAAGGAAAAGAAAAUUUUUGGAAGAGAUUCUAGAGGAGAGAGAGCAUAUUGAGCAUACCAAGAAAGCGAAGCUGGUGGAAGACAGCAAGUCCAGAAAGUUCGGCCGAGAAAUGGCGGCACUGGGUUUCACAGCAAGAGGGGAAGAUGCUGUUGAUUCAGAGGAAGAAGAUGACGUUGAUGACACGAAAGGGUCGGUUGAUGCCUCGUUCGAAAAGAAACCGAAAAAGGGUCAGUAUGCGAGAAAAAAGGUGGAGACCGAGAAAAAGAAAAAGAACCGCCUUUCUGACGACACAGACAAGCCUACUGAGUUUGAAUUCAUUGAUAGUGCUAUCAAGGCCACAAAGUCUCUGAAGAAGUCGAAAAAAGAGCAGAAAAAGAAGAAACAAAAGUAGUUCAUUAUUUUUAUGAACAAUGUGUAGCCCUCAAAUGCUGCUUAUUUAACUUUAAGUUCGUCUUGUGAUUAAAAAAAUGAUCCAACCAAAAUUAGGAUAUUUCAUUAGUCAUCUUACGAAGCUUCAGACAUAAAGCCAAGUAUUUUAUUUGCAAUGAAAAUGUUAUUAGGCUUUUGAAAAAUUAUGUUUUCAAUUGUCCUCUUCCCUUUUUGCGAAACGCCCCUCUACCAAGGCUUGAUCUAACCAAAGUACGCAUUCUUACAGUCAUCUUACAGAGUUUAAUCGAGGCAGACAUUUUAUCUGUAGGGAAAAUGUAACAAAGAAUAUAAGAAAUUAGGGUUUCUGUAUGGUGUAGCGGAUAUGUCAACUUUGACCGCUUCAGUAGCUUGGUGAAAUUAAUUUUUAAGACUUUGUCCACUCUUUCCCCACGUGAAAUAAUUAGACUGUGCAAUUCAUUUAAUGCCUAGAUUUUCCGUUUUUUUAAAGGAGAAAGACAAGGCAGCUUCAACUGUGCGAGAAUGUUCGAUACAAAUCUUACAUCUACAGGAAAGAUUGAUGUGCUGCAUGUACCAAAGAGGCCGUUUAUUUGUAUUUUUCUUUACUGUUGUUGCGAUGAAAAAGCAUCUGUCAUCUCAACGUGAAGGCUGUCACUUAAUGAAAAGCCCAAAUUUUUGUGUGAAAGUUCUGGGGGCGUUUGAAAUUACUUAGUGUAUGAUUACA
This is a messenger RNA of Pocillopora verrucosa, 3041 nucleotides long. RefSeq names its product nucleolar protein 9. The record is from RefSeq and is a predicted model, not a curated record. Gene Ontology annotation, cellular component: nucleolus; preribosome, small subunit precursor; 90S preribosome. NCBI's taxonomy places the organism in Eukaryota, Metazoa, Cnidaria, Anthozoa, Scleractinia, Pocilloporidae. Gene Ontology annotation, molecular function: RNA binding. Gene Ontology annotation, biological process: endonucleolytic cleavage to generate mature 5'-end of SSU-rRNA from (SSU-rRNA, 5.8S rRNA, LSU-rRNA); endonucleolytic cleavage in 5'-ETS of tricistronic rRNA transcript (SSU-rRNA, 5.8S rRNA, LSU-rRNA); endonucleolytic cleavage in ITS1 to separate SSU-rRNA from 5.8S rRNA and LSU-rRNA from tricistronic rRNA transcript (SSU-rRNA, 5.8S rRNA, LSU-rRNA).